GAGUCACUACACAUCCCAGAAUGCAGUCGAUGGAGAAGGACAAGAUAUGAUGAUCUACAAUUCCCACGAGUUGUUUGGAUACAUGCAUGCAUGUCAUCAAUGGUUAGGAAGCGCACAGAGAAACGCUGAAGAGCGGGAUUGAGUUGAUAAAACCGGCGUGGUGUUAUCUCUAUGGGAAUUCUAAUCAAUAAUAAUGUCCAACACUAAAGCUCCUAUUGUUGAUACGGAGAGGCGUAGGCGGAGGUCCACGGCUGAAAGUUCAGAUAGCCAAUGGGACCAUGACCCCAGGGUCUACCGCCGUACAUCCCAGUGUGACAGACUGUGUGUGGACAUUGGCAGUCAUGUGGCCGAGACGCCCUCCCCAGAUGUCUCCCAUCAAUACACCCCCAAAUGUUUGUCUGCACACAAAGGAGGCACCACUCCGUGUCACUAUGGGGAAGAGGUUUGGCAGGAUGGCUCGAGCUUGAGGACCACCAUCCGAGCAGAGAAUGAAGUAGAGGCAAACAAACUGGCCAACAACUACAGGUUUGGCUUCAGAAAGUGGAAGAGUCACGUGACUGAGAGGCCCAUCGAGGACAGGUCGGACAUUGUGAGGGAGCUGUACUCAGAGCUGAACUUUGUCAGACCCCAAGGUUCAUUGAUCACUUGUGGAAACAUAGCAUACUUGAUUUUAUUUGGAUGGUGGAUCUCUUUAGCCUACCUCUUGGUCUGUGUCCUAAUGUUUCUGACCAUCAUUGGAGUUCCUUAUGGGAAGCUGUGUUGGAAGUUAUCAUGCUACUUUCUGUGGCCCUUUGGGAAGUCCAUACUAAAGCCCAGAAGCCUGGUCAGGCGAUGCUGUGUGAAGUUCCCUCACUGCGAGGCCAUCCCAGAGGAAUCUGACUCAAAGGAGGUGAAGGAGUCUACACCCUUGCUCAUGCCCCCUUCUGUCCCCAUCGAGGUCCCCCCACAACGGACGCGUUACUGGUGUCGUGUCAGUACAUAUGUGUGGUUGUUGCUAGGCUACCCUCUCCUGGGGCUGAUCCACAGCCUGGCCUGCUUCCUCUCCUGGAUCCUGGUCUUCACCAUCCCUGUGGCCAAGAUGAAUGCCCGCACCCUGGCCAUCAUCCUCCUCAUGCCCCCUGAGGACGUCCACAUCCACCGGCUGAAAAAGCCGCAAGGGUGUGAUAGCCAAGUGCUUCUCUGUUGCUACCACGCCUUCAACUGGUACUACUACAAAUACACCUUGGACGGAAUCAAUGUGUUCGCUGUCAACCUGCUGCCCCUGGUCAUCACAACCCUGGUGGUCGGCUACGUGGACACAGAGAACCAGUUUGUCAGCUCGGAGGCCAAGUUCGCCGCUGCCGUCAGCUCCAUCAUCCCACUGUCCUAUUACAUUGGCAUGGGCAUCGCCAGUAUCUCAGCCCAGAGUAACUUUGCGGUGGGAGCAGUGGUUAACGCCACGUUUGGCUCCAUCACAGAGAUGACCUUCUACAUCACUGCCCUGUUGAGGGGUCACAAGGCCGGCACCAAGUGCUAUGAGGAGAUCGUCAAGGCUGCUCUCACUGGAACCCUGCUGGGCUGUAUUCUCUUUAUCCCAGGUAUCAGCAUGAUCAUCGGGGGCUUUAAACACAGGGAGCAGAGGUUCAACAGCCGCUCUGCAGGGGUCAGCUCAGCCCUGCUCUUCAUAUCAGUAGGAGGCGUAUUUGCCCCAACCCUGUUCUCCAAGGCCUACGGUAGCCUGGUGUGUGCGGGCUGCUCCAGCUCUCAAGCCAACACCAGCGGGCCCUUUACCUGUAUGGACUGCCACUAUGACAUGAGUGGAAGUAACGAACCCUUAUAUCUCAGACAUAUUGAGCCUCUGGUAUACACCAUCUCCGUGUUGCUGCCCUCCGCCUACCUGAUCGGCCUCAUCUUCACCCUGAAGACCCACUCCCACAUCUACGACAUCCAAGUCAGUGAUGUGCACGAUCACCACCAGGGUCAGUGCCCACCGGGGGGCGCCAGCGGUGGUCACGGUACUGUCCACUGGUCCAGGUUGAGGGCUCUGUCUGUGCUGAUCAUGGCCACGCUGCUAAUGGCUGCCUGUGCCGACCUCACCACGGAGCACAUCAAACCCAUCCUCGACCACUCCUCCAUCUCCCAGUAUUUCAUCGGCGUGACAGUGUUGGCGAUGGUCCCGGAAAUUCCCGAGAUCUUCAACGGAAUCCAGUUUGCCCUGCAGAAUAACAUCAGCCUCAGCUUGGAGGUGGGAAACUGCAUAGCAGUGCAAGUCUGCAUGAUUCAGAUUCCCUUACUCAUCUUGUUCAACACUUUUUAUGAUGUGGGAUUCGUGCUCCUGUUCAGUGACUUGCAUCUUUGGGCCAGCAUCUUUAGUGUGAUUGUGGUCAACUACAUUUUCAUGGAUGGCAAGUCUGACUACUUUCAGGGGACUGCUUUGGUGGUGGUUUACCUCAUUCUACUGGCGCUGUACUUUUUUGCCCCAUCACCCCACACCUGUUGAGCUGCUCCGCAAAGAACAAACUUCAACUCCUAGAGUCCUUUCAGUCACUAUUUACAGGAGCUGCUUUGUUUGUGUUAACUAUUUCGAUGCCAUGUCGAGUCAUAUUCAUAAGGGCUCGCAGCGGGAAGUCCAGUUAGUCCCUCUCUGUUGCAAUCUGUUUUCUUCCUUUUGUGCCUAAUGAACAUGACCCAGUUCUGGGCAUCAAUGGCCCUUUACCUUUGGAAUUAUUUGCAUUAUGACUUCUAAAUUAACAUUCCUAUACUGCACAUCCGGGGUGUAUGUGAACUAUAUGUAGGAGAUGUGUUUUCAGGUGGAGUUUGGUAGAUUAAAAUGCAUAUGUUAAAGCAGGGUAUGUUAAUAUUGAAUUUUUAAAGUGGUCACUAUUGUGCUUCACAUUCAUUGGCGUUUGGUUAUUAAGCUGGAUUCAUAUGGACCAAAACAUCUACACAUGGUGUAAUGCUAGGAUUUGUAUGGACCAUAACAUCUACACAUGGUGUAAUGAUAGGAUUCGUAUGGACCAAAACAUCUACACAUGGUGUAAUGAUAGGAUUCGUAUGGACCAAAACAUCUACACAUGGUGUAAUGAUAGGAUUCGUAUGGACCAAAACAUCUACACAUGGUGUAAUGCUAGGAUUUGUAUGGACCAAAACAUCUACACAUGGUGUAAUGCUAGGAUUUAUAUGGACCUACACAUGGUGUAAUGCUAGGAUUUGUAUGGACCAAAACAUCUACACAUGGUGUAAUGCUAGGAUUUGUAUGGACCAAAACAUCUACACAUGGUGUAAUGCUAGGAUUUGUAUGGACCAAAACAUCUACACAUGGUGUAAUGCUAGGAUUUGUAUGGACCAAAACAUCUACACAUGGUGUAAUGAUAGGAUUCGUAUGGACCAAAACAUCUACACAUGGUGUAAUGCUAGGAUUUGUAUGGACCAAAACAUCUACACAUGGUGUAAUGCUAGGAUUUGUAUGGACCUACACAUGGUGUAAUGCUAGGAUUUGUAUGGACCAAAACAUCUACACAUGGUGUAAUGCUAGGAUUUGUAUGGACCAAAACAUCUACACAUGGUGUAAUGCUAGGAUUUGUAUGGACCAAAACAUCUACACAUGGUGUAAUGCUAGGAUUUGUAUGGACCAAAACAUCUACACAUGGUGUAAUGCUAGGAUUUGUAUGGACCAAAACAUCUACACAUGGUGUAAUGCUAGGAUUUGUAUGGACCAAAACAUCUACACAUGGUGUAAUGAUAGGAUUCGUAUGGACCAAAACAUCUACACAUGGUGUAAUGCUAGGAUUCGUAUGGACCAAAACAUCUACACAUGGUGUAAUGCUAGGAUUUGUAUGGACCAAAACAUCUACACAUGGUGUAAAUGCUAGGAUUCGUAUGGACCAAAACAUCUACACAUGGUGUAAUGCUAGGAUUCGUAUGGACCAAAACAUCUACACAUGGUGUAAUGCUAGGAUUUGUAUGGGAAAUAGUACACAUUUACUGCCACUUUCUUGACCUUCCUGUUCUGUUUUCUAUUCUUGUGAUUUUCUUUGUUGCAAAGUAUUACAUUGGAUAAGGUGCAGCCAGGUCUAUUUCAACAAGGUCUUGUACCUGAGCAGGCAGGUAAACGACCUUCCACACAACUCAUUUUGUAAAGGAAUGGUAUCUAGUCAUAAGCAAGGGCAUGCCAAUUUCAAUGUGCUUGUUGCACAGAGGAUGUUUAUGGUGGUUAAAUAAAUCUUGACUAUUAGGCAA
Oncorhynchus kisutch (coho salmon) is the source of this 4218-nucleotide messenger RNA. It is a transcript of the gene cax1, whose product is annotated as cation/H+ exchanger protein 1. Gene Ontology annotation, biological process: intracellular calcium ion homeostasis; calcium ion transmembrane transport. The coding region runs from base 194 to 2479 and encodes 761 amino acids. Lineage: Eukaryota; Metazoa; Chordata; Actinopteri; Salmoniformes; Salmonidae. The record is from RefSeq and is a predicted model, not a curated record. Gene Ontology annotation, molecular function: calcium:proton antiporter activity. Gene Ontology annotation, cellular component: endomembrane system; membrane. The transcript is spliced from 20 exons.